AUGGAGUUUUCCUUUGGAAAAGAUGAUGUUGAAGAUGGACGUCAUGAUGCAAAGAAGGCUUUGCAGUUCAUUCAAAAAGUCCAAGCAGUUCAUCAGGAAGUAGAAGCUCAGUUGGAGAAGAGCCAAGCCAAAUACAAGGCUCGACAUGACAAGCAUUGCAUAGAUCAUCAUUUUCAGGUUGGCAACCGUGUUUGGUUACAUAUCAGCAAGGAAAGGAUGCAAGGUGAAGGUAAGAAGCUUAAGUCUAUCAGAUAUGGUCCCUUUGAGAUCUUGGAAAAGAUUGGUACCAAUUCCUUUCGCCUGAAUCUUCCUCCAUAUAUGCAAAUUUACUUAGUUGUAAAUGUCAAAAAUUUGAAGUUGUAUGUGCCUCCAAUGAUAUUGGAUGAAGAGGUCGAUGUCCAGGUUCCUUCUAUUGAUGACCUUUCCUUGAGUAUAUGUCAGAGAUGGAGGUUGAAAGAGUGA
Messenger RNA from Cryptomeria japonica (Japanese cedar), 462 nucleotides. RefSeq lists its product as uncharacterized. The transcript has a single exon. NCBI's taxonomy places the organism in Eukaryota, Viridiplantae, Streptophyta, Pinopsida, Cupressales, Cupressaceae. The record is from RefSeq and is a predicted model, not a curated record. Bases 1 to 462 code for a protein of 153 amino acids.